Pseudovirgaria hyperparasitica is the source of this 1326-nucleotide messenger RNA. Its product is annotated as cytochrome P450. Bases 1 to 1326 code for a protein of 441 amino acids. The transcript has 4 exons. Lineage: Eukaryota; Fungi; Ascomycota; Dothideomycetes; Acrospermales; Acrospermaceae. Gene Ontology annotation, molecular function: iron ion binding; heme binding; oxidoreductase activity, acting on paired donors, with incorporation or reduction of molecular oxygen, reduced flavin or flavoprotein as one donor, and incorporation of one atom of oxygen. The record is from RefSeq and is a predicted model, not a curated record.
AUGUACAAACAUCGUGACCCGAUCUUCGGUCUAGAUUUGAUCCUGAAGACCGGGCUCUCAAUCAAGAACAACAGCUUCAACGAAGAGAAUUUCGCCCGAUUCGAUCUGUACGGACCGACAUUCCAAGGAAUUGCAUGGGCAACCCAGUGCAUAAAUUCGAUCGAACCAAAAAACCUCGCUUCAGUCCUCGGCGGAAGUGAUUGGGGAGUUCAGGAGAUGCGACUGCCCACCUGGGCGCCAUUCUGUGGAGCAGGUUUUCUGACAACUGACGGGGAGGAGGCGAAAUGGAAGCGUUCAUUGCUGAAACCUUUCUUCCAUUCAAGCAAUAUCUCGGACCUGUCGUUGAUGCACGCUGGUCUGUACCAGAUGAUGCGCAUGUUCCCAAAGGAUGACACCGCAUUCGAUUUACAGCCCUUGGUAUUCGAUCUGUAUCUGGACUUGAGCACCUCAUUCCUCUUUGGCGAGCCCAUUGGAGCACUGUCCGGCAAGUGUCCACAACACGCCAAGGGGUUUGUCGAUGCAUUCCAAGCUGGAAUCGCCGGUUGUGGUCUACGAAUGGCUGUCGGCCCCUUGAGACAUCUCAUACCAAACAGAUCAUGGUUCGAGGCAUGCAAAAAGAGCCAUCAAUUUGCUGACUACUACGUGGAUCGCGCACUGGAGCAUCGAGCUCGCUACCUUGCAAAACAGAAGGAGGCCGAUCCAGGGGAUGGAACACUGACGAAACCGCGCACGCUGUUGAUCAAGAUGGCUGAAGUCACCGGCGACAGGAAGUUGCUUCGUGACCAGAUCGUCCAAGCCAUGAUGGGAUCCCAAGACACUACAAGCGUCCUUAUAUGUAACGUUGUGCACCUGCUAUCACGCCACAAGGAUAUCCAGCGUCAACUUCAGACCGAGAUCAUAUCCCUAGGUACCAAAGAUCCCUCGUUCGAAAACCUUGGCCGCAUGCGAUACCUCCAAGCCAUUCUUAAUGAGACCCUGCGCCUCCAUCCUGUCUUCCCACACAUCGCCCGUGUUGCUAUGAAAGACACCAUUCUCCCCAGUGGCGGCGGCUCCGAUGGCAAAUCCCCAAUUUUCUGUCCCGCAGGCUCACUGUUCCGCACCUCGAUCUAUACCCUGCACCGCCAAACCCGUACCUACGGUCCGGACGCCCACGAAUUUAAGCCCGAGCGCUGGCUAGACAAGAGUUUCAUGCCCGGUACGUAUGAGUACGUGCCAUUCGGCGUUGGUAGGCGAUCGUGUCUUGGAAAGCACAAGGCCAUGAUGGAAUCCUCGUAUAUGAUUGUGAGGCUGUUCCAGCAAUGUCAUCAUGGAAUGCGGGUGAACUGA